AAAGGAUCGGGCAUUCUUUGCUUUUUUUUCCGAAUCCUAUCCGACAAGAGAGAGAAAGAUAGAGAGAGAAAGAAAGAAAGAAAGUGUUUAUAUGAUUCAAGACGACGAACCAGUACCUGUUGUUGGAUUUCGACGUUUUGGUUCUUUUUUCAUUGAUUUUCUUGAAAACCUAGUGGAUAAGAUUCAAGGUGUAGAAAUGGCUUCAAAACCCAUCAUCGUUCAACAGCAAAACAUUAAUGAUGCUUUGCCGGUUAAACAGAAGAACAUGGUACCCGAUGGAAGAAUCCGACGUGCGUUAGGCGACAUAGGAAACGUCGAAACUGAUCAAGGAAUCGAUGCAAAACUGAUCAAUCGCCCUAUCACUAGGGGUUUCUGCGCAAAAUUACUCGCCGACGCUAAAGCACAAGUUGCGGCCGGCGGCGGCGGCGUUGAAAACAAGAAAGUUGCUGUCAAGAAGAAAGUAGUAACCGUCAAGCCAAAGCCUCCGGUUCAUGAAGUAAUAGUGAUUAGUCCAGAUACAAUGGAAAAGAUCAAAAGCAAGCAGAUUUUGAAGAAGGAAGGAAUUUCGAGGAAAAAAAGACAAUCUUUUACAUCGAUCCUCACUGCAAGAAGCAAGGCUGCUUGUGGGUUGAACGAGAAGAAAAAAGAGAAUAUAGUGAGUAUUGUUGAUGCAGGAGAUAUCGAAAAUGAGUUGGCUGUUGUUGAAUAUAUUGAAGAUAUGUACACUUUCUACAAGGAGAUUGAGGAGGAAACCCAAGUGAAAGAUUACAUCAAAUCUCUGCCGGAGAUGAGUGUGAAGAAGAGAGCAAUUCUAGUUGAUUGGUUGAUUGAAGUUCAACAGAAAUUCGAAUUAACAAUGGAGACUCUUUAUCUGACCAUAAACAUAAUGGAUCGUUUCCUUUCAUCAGAGCCAAAAACAGAAAGGGAUGAAUUUCAGCUUGUGGGUAUUGGAGCAAUGUUAAUGGCAUCCAAAUAUGAAGAAAUCUGGGCUCCAGAAGUGAACGAUUUAGUUUCAAUUUCAGACGGAUCAUACUCACACAAAGAAAUUUUAAGAAUGGAGAAACGAAUCCUUGAACGUCUAGAAUGGAAUCUAACAGUCCCAACUCCUUACGUGUUCUUGGUUAGGUUCAUAAAAGUGGCUGCUUUAACAGCAGAGGAAAAGUUGAUUGAAGAGAAUAUGAGUUAUUUUCUUGCUGAAAUUGGAAUGGUGAAUUAUGCAACUGUUUUGUAUUGUCCAUCGAUGAUUGCUGCUUCAUCAGUUUAUGCUGCUAGAUCUAUAUUGAAUAAGAAGAGGAAGGCUGUUUGGAAUGAAACUCUUGAAUUGCAUACUGGUUAUUCAGAGACUCAGUUGAUGGAUUGUGCUAACAUGCUUAUUGAUUUUCGUUUGGAUGCUGCUCAGAAGAAUUUUAGGUCGGUUUGUUCUAAGUAUUCGACUUUGGAGAAGGGUAAUGUUGCCAUGUAUACUUCUGUUUUCAAUGCUUGAAAGAAGAAGAUGGUUCUUAGAAAAAAGGGUUUAGUAGUAUUCAUGAUGGUGAUCAUUUGAUUUUUGUGAUGAUCACUUAAGGAAGAAAGUAGAUUUGAUUUUAAUUGUUUUCGUUGAUGAAAACUAAAACACUAUUUGUAAUGGCAGUUUAAUAGUUCAUUUUCAUAUUGCUAAGUUUUUGU
This is a messenger RNA of Impatiens glandulifera, 1665 nucleotides long. Its product is annotated as G2/mitotic-specific cyclin S13-7-like. The transcript has 6 exons. Gene Ontology annotation, biological process: regulation of cyclin-dependent protein serine/threonine kinase activity; mitotic cell cycle phase transition. Lineage: Eukaryota; Viridiplantae; Streptophyta; Magnoliopsida; Ericales; Balsaminaceae. Gene Ontology annotation, cellular component: cytoplasm; centrosome; cyclin-dependent protein kinase holoenzyme complex. The record is from RefSeq and is a predicted model, not a curated record. Gene Ontology annotation, molecular function: cyclin-dependent protein serine/threonine kinase regulator activity. Bases 92 to 1483 code for a protein of 463 amino acids.